ACAACGAACCCUCGCCGGCCUUGCCAGGAUUUUGGUAGCUUCAGUAAAUCUCACUUCCCCUUGUUCGGGUGCUUUGCAAGUGAGCCGAGCCAUGUUUCCCUUGCUGGUGAAUCUGCUCGCUGUGGCCUUUGCAUCGGAGUCUUGCCCAAGCGGGGCAGACGUCACGAGCUUGUUGACUCAUCAGUCGCCUCGUGUGGCCCUCAGUCGCGGUACACGCCCCUUGUGGAUGAGCGAAGUCUUCACGGACUUCACCUUAAGGGAUCUCGCGUGCCAAGGGAAGCCUUCUGAAGGCUUUACCCGCGAGUGUUGGGGAUCGUCCUUUGAUCGCUUUGACCGGAACGGUGAUGGCAUCAUUUCUGCGGAGGAUGUGCAGGUACUUGAGAGUGAGACCACCAAGAAGAACUUGACACGUGCAGAUGUUCGGGCUGGCAUAGCAGUCGCAUGCCAGUGGUACCCGGAAGAAGCCAUGAAACUCAUCGUUCAUGAGCCUUUGAUCACCGCGCUGGUCUUCGAUGAUACCGGCAUCGAUCAAUUGCCACCGCCUCCUCCACCACCAUUUGUUCUGCCAUCUCAAGGGACUCGAGUCCUUCAAGUGCUUCCAGCAAGCCCAGUGAAUGACACCUCGCUGAUGUUGAUCGAAGCGGAGGACUCUGAGAAGUGUGUUCAGGGCGCAGUCCAGGUGUCCGUAGGCUGUCUUGGACUGGCCUUUGGAAUUCUCGGCCUGGAACUACCCAGUGGCGCGAUUGUGGCUGACAUGGUCACGACCAACCAGAGAGCGUUGAACGCCAUCCUUGAUAUAGUGAGGAAUCUUAAUGGCUUGGAUGAUAUGACCAAAAAUGCCAUGAGCGUCAAGGAUAUCUUGGCUGUUUUGUACAAUGAGGGCAUUUUGUCUGAUCUUGUGAAGGAAUCCUUGAAAGACAUGAACUGGUGGCAGUGGUCAAAGACGGUUGCUCAGAUCUCUAUGACGGUAGCGCUUUGGUUUGUCCCUGGCGCAGGUCAGGCAGGUUUCGUCCUACAGGUAUCCUUAGCCCUUAUGGAUGCCUGGGAUGUUAUCGAGGGGCUGAGAGAUGUGAAAAACUAUUGUGGCCAGGACAACGGAGGGGGUGGCGAGACAGGGAAUCCUGGAGGGAACACCGGAGGGGGUGGCGAGACAGGGAAUCCGGGAGUGAACACCGGUGGCGGUGGCAAGAAAUGGAGACGCAGGGGGCCCGGCCAAAAAGUCCUUCACCAUGUCUCUACUUGCUGGCAAUGCGGUCGCGAAUGGUGCCACACCUUCUGGCAGGAUGAGUUUGGCCUUGCGAACAAACCUGGCUACAAAGUCGGUUCCACCCUGGCAGAAUGGGGAUGCGACAAGGUGCAUUAUGGCACCAAAAGUGUGCAUGACAAAACAACCGGUGACGUUUAUGCCAUGAACGUUUGAGUCGCGCCUGCAGACGGAUGGUGAAGCGCAGCUGUCGGUGAGCAAGAAGCUACUCUUGCUGCGAUGGGAUCAAGGGAAGGCCUGGAUUUUUCACCUUCAUACGAAAGGUGUCAGGUCAUUUUCCUCAUUGCAGCUCUCAUGUAGAGCCGGGGAAAAAAGACCUGCGGUUUCGUUGCGUUGAUUUUUCCAAGGUCCAUGUGCGUUGCAGAUGGUGAUCGACACACAUGAUGGAUAGUCUUCCA
Durusdinium trenchii is the source of this 1662-nucleotide messenger RNA. NCBI's taxonomy places the organism in Eukaryota, Dinophyceae, Suessiales, Symbiodiniaceae. The record is from the annotation of a GenBank genome assembly.